AUGCAUACUUUGAAGAUAUCGGCCAUCGCCUUGACCACGGCCCUGCACUGCUCCGGCUCCCACCCUCCAUGGAGCGGUAGCGAAGAACAAUGCCGCUGCUUCCCUGGAGAUCAUUGUUGGCCUGGCCAUGACGAAUGGCAGGCGUUCAACAACACUGUCGGCGGGAGACUGGUUGCAACAGUACCCAUUGGAGCUGUCUGUCACAACUCAACCUUCGGUCCAUAUGACGAGUCAAGCUGUGCACAGCUUCAAAGCGAAUGGUUCUUCCCACAAACGCACAUCCAUUCCAGCUCCUCUAUCAUGGCACCAUACUUCACCAAUAAUAGCUGCAAUCCGUUUCUGGGACCCAAUACCUCGUGUACAUUGGGCAACCUGGCCGUGUAUGCGGUCAACGCAACAUCCGUUGACGACAUCGCGAGAACGAUCGCGUUCGUCCGCAGGCACAACAUCCGCCUUACUAUUCGAAAUACCGGACACGACUAUAUGGGCAAGGCUGCCGGCGCUGGAUCUCUCUCGGUCUGGACUCACUACGUGAACGAAAUGCAGAUAGUGGAUUACAAUUCGUCGUUCUAUACUGGCAAAGCAUUGAAAAUGGGAGCAGGGGUCAUGAAUCAGGACUCUUUCAAAUUCACUCACGAUCACGGCCUGGUCAACGUGGGAGCUAAUUGUCCUACACUCGGGGUAGCUGGCGGUUAUACUCAAGUGGUCACAGGCACCGGACAAGUCCUCAUAGCUACCCCCGAACGGAACCAGGACCUUUACUGGGCCUUGUCUGGUGGCGGUGGGGGUACUUACGGAGUUGUCUCCUCACUGACUGUCAAGACAUACCCUGAUGUUGCGACCACGGCGAGCAACUUGACUUUCUCCCCAGCUGGCGUCGACUCCGGUCACUACUGGGAUGUUGUCCAUACUUGGAUCCAAUCACUGCCCACACUGACCGCGAGUGGCUGCUGGGCUGGCUGGGUCCUCACCACGGAGUCGUUCUCACUCGCGCCUGGAACAUGCCCGGGCAAGGAUCGAGAAGACAUGUCACGCCUAUUGCAACCGACGCUUGACAAACUCAAGCAAUACAAUAUUUCAUACAAUCUCUCGAUUACAGAGUUCACGAGCUUCUACGACAGCUACGUCGCGUACAACGCUCCCUGGAACGUGUCGAACGCUCAGCUGGGCGGCCGUCUAAUUCCAAAGUCGCUGAUCGAGGACAACAGCAUCGCUCUGCUGGAUGCUCUCCGUACAUUGACCGACGACUUUGGCAUUGAAGUCUCUGGAGUGACAUUAAACGUCUCCCAGGGGACAUCUGCACCAGGCGGCAAUUCUGUGACCCCGAUCUGGCGGACUGCGGUCUUCGAUUGCGUGCUUGGAACCGAUUAUCACGCUGACACAGUGUUGGCAAACGACAUGACCCAAACGUAUCUGCCGCUGCUUGAGCAACUGACACCAGGAGGCGGGGCGUAUCUGAACGAAGCCGAUUUUCAACAACCGGACUACAAGAGUGUAUUCUAUGGAGGGAAUUACGAUCGAUUGCUCCAGAUUAAAGAUAAGUAUGACCCAGGUCACAUCUUCUACGCCAUCACAGCAGUGGGGAGCGAUCGGUGGUAUGAGGACGAGAGUCGUGGUGGCAGAUUGUGUCGAGUGUAA
This is a messenger RNA of Zasmidium cellare ATCC 36951, 1638 nucleotides long. RefSeq lists its product as uncharacterized. Bases 1 to 1638 code for a protein of 545 amino acids. NCBI's taxonomy places the organism in Eukaryota, Fungi, Ascomycota, Dothideomycetes, Mycosphaerellales, Mycosphaerellaceae. The record is from RefSeq and is a predicted model, not a curated record. The transcript is spliced from 4 exons. Gene Ontology annotation, molecular function: FAD binding; oxidoreductase activity.